AUGGGACCAAAAAAGUUAAACGUAGAAGUGGCAUACUGUGGCAAGUGCUCUGUAAUUGUCCGCGAGGGAACAUCUAGUAUUCAAUGCACAGAUUGUCGUCUCUGGUUUCAUCAUAAAUGUACCAAUCUCUCAACCGCUGAUUUUAGGAAUCUGGCAAACCGUAUUAAGAAAGGUGAAGCAGCCUGGCAUUGCUAUCCGUGCGAAAGUGAGGUUAGCGUCCGCACGUUCGACGAUCUAUUAGAGGAGGACGACAAACGGGAUCCGAUGGGCAAUCUCGAUAGUCUGCUGGAUAAACACUUUGUGCGUUUCACCAAGCAGUAUGAGCAAAAAUUUGAGGCCUUUAGGUCCGAAAUUACAAGCAAUCUGGUAGACAUCAGAGCAGAGGUUAACGUUAGUCGAGAAUAAGAUUAACUCCCAUGUGAGCUUACCGGCAUCCAAUGAAGCAGUUUUCGUAGAGCUGAGCGAACGUAAACGCCGCGAGGCUAAUGUCAUUGCGUUCAACGUCCCUGAAUCAUCUAAAGCAACUGGAAA
Messenger RNA from Anastrepha ludens (Mexican fruit fly), 531 nucleotides. RefSeq lists its product as uncharacterized. The record is from RefSeq and is a predicted model, not a curated record. Lineage: Eukaryota; Metazoa; Arthropoda; Insecta; Diptera; Tephritidae. The coding region runs from base 1 to 405 and encodes 134 amino acids. The transcript is spliced from 2 exons.